UGCCGCAAGCCCAGCCAGGCCAUUGUGUGCCCCGGACUGGAUGCCGCCCGUCCAGCAACUCGGGCUGCUCGGUCUCUCAGUCUGAGUUGCUCUUCAAAAACUUGGGAGGCCGAUCCGAGCUCAUGGUCGGACCCAGGCAGUGGAGAGGCCCGCCUUGGUUCUUUCCGAGCGGCACGAGAACCACAACAACCACGACCACACUAACCGUCUCGACGUCAGGGCUUGCCAGCCAACCUCCGGUCAGUUCGACUACACCUGCCGGGUCGGAAGGGCCAUCGGUGACUAGUCGUCCUGGGCUCCUCAACACAACCUCCGGCACCCAGUCUCUGUCCAGCGAGGUCCCGGUGACGGCUACUAUGCCCUCGGAUAUCGCCACGUCAGCAGGAGCCCAGACCACGACGACCGAUAUUUCCAACCCCGCCGGCGGGUCCCCGAACGAUGGUGACUCCGGAGUCGGGAACCACAGGACGCUCGUCAUCACCCUGAGCACCGUGCUCUCGGCGGUGGGACUGGUACUGCUUGCGGGCGCCGUAGUUCUUUGCUGGAGAUUCCGGCGGCGCCGCCUGCCCUUCCUUUCGCGAGGUGUUUCGCCCAUCGACGACGACGAGAUCGAGAGGUGGAAGGGACCCAGAGGCGAGAAGGCCGGUUUCCAGGGCGCAGAUACUGACGCCGAGGCGGAAGCUGCCCUUAACAAGGAAGCCGGUGCCCCGUCGUCGCACGCCAAGCACGCCUCAGCAAGCUCCAUCAAGAAGCCGCCGAGCGUGAUCGUCUACGACAGGCCCCGUAACGACCACGGCGCCCGCCGCUCCACCGACGCCGAUUCCCGUCGCUCCUUCGCCCAGAACCAUCCGGGUUACGGGGGCAAGUCAAGCUUCGACAAGGCCCUCCCACAGGCGCCCAUCCUAGCGCGAGCCCCCAACGCCCGCGCGGGCCUGACGGACGAGUCCGUGCCGGGCGACGAGCCCUUCCUGCCCAGCCCGAAACGCACGCCCUCGCGCCUGUCCAAGCUCCCACCCAACUCGGCGAUGGGCGGCGGCGGCCGGCGCGCCCACCACGCGCGGGCGCGGAGCUCGCGCAGCAGCACCCGCAGCUUCGGGGAGUAUUAUCACCAUUCCAGCGCCGGUGGCGGGGGCGCGGGAUCGCGCGCCGGAUCCGAGUCGGAGCUCUCGCCCCGGCAUUCGCACGAGCAACACGUCUACGUCCACGUCCGGCACGGCAGUCACUCGAGGAGCUACGGCGGGGCCCGGAGCAGUCACUCGAGGGUCUACUCGUCGUCGUCGAUCCCACCGCGGUUGUCGUUUGGCGAUGAGGUGCUCUUUGGCGGGCUGUCGCCUGCGAGGCCGAGAUUUGCGGCGGACGAGGAGAUUGGACGGGCUAUUGGGUAGAUGGGGGUUCUAAGGAGAGAAAGCUCACCCCCCUUUUUUUUGUUCUUCGCUCUUCUGGUUCCGCAUCGCUAUAUGAUCCCGGCUUUUCCUU
This is a messenger RNA of Thermothielavioides terrestris NRRL 8126, 1476 nucleotides long. RefSeq lists its product as uncharacterized. The transcript has 2 exons. The record is from RefSeq and is a predicted model, not a curated record. The coding region runs from base 357 to 1385 and encodes 342 amino acids. NCBI's taxonomy places the organism in Eukaryota, Fungi, Ascomycota, Sordariomycetes, Sordariales, Chaetomiaceae.